Dicrocoelium dendriticum is the source of this 684-nucleotide messenger RNA. Lineage: Eukaryota; Metazoa; Platyhelminthes; Trematoda; Plagiorchiida; Dicrocoeliidae. The record is from the annotation of a GenBank genome assembly.
AUGCAGUAUUAUGAAAAGGCUGCUUUGGUCAAUUAUUGGUUAAACCAUGAUCGCAGCACCUGCCUAACGAUAACAGGGAACGAGUGGAUGUACGUACUCGAUGAAGUAGGCGUAUCCAUCAACGGCAUCGGGAGCGUUACUCGGCGAAACAUCUGCCAUUGGUUUGUACGAAAGUAUAAAAGAGCAAUUCAGUCCGGGCCCUAUUACAACUGUACAUACCAAAUUGAAGUUGCAUACCGAAAGGCAGCGAUUCUAAGCUUGGACCUGAAAGAACGGCUCGCUGGGGUACCAUUAAAUCUAAUGAAUCAUGCUGAAACUGCUUGGCGCACUGAAUUUUUGUUUAACUGGGACCAAGAUGGGUGCAUCAGUUAUGAUCCUGAAGCAAUAAAUACUCUAUUUCAAAGAGAUAUGUACUUGUCCGGCCCACUUAAAGAAAAUCUCUGCGAAAAGGUUUACGAAUACUACGGAACGGACUAUACGGAAAUGUUUUCUACAUGCAAUCUACAAACUAACUACAUGACACAACCUGUUUCGGCCAAGUAUAACUUAUACGUAAUAAAAUCCAUCAACCCGGUUUAUUUAAUUGACUAUCCAAGUUACGUUGACUCGCACAGCAAUAUGGUAUACGCAUUUAAUGCAAUGGAAUACAAAUGCAAAUAUAACGGCUUUGUAACAAAAACAUAA